Molecule: messenger RNA, 1779 nt
Organism: Colletotrichum abscissum
Lineage: Eukaryota; Fungi; Ascomycota; Sordariomycetes; Glomerellales; Glomerellaceae
Product: dihydroxyacetone kinase
Exons: 1
Coding region: 1-1779 (592 amino acids)
Biological process (GO): glycerol catabolic process
Cellular component (GO): cytosol
Molecular function (GO): ATP binding; glycerone kinase activity
Source: RefSeq, a predicted model, not a curated record
AUGUCCGACCGCCACAUCUUUACCUCCUCAGAGGGACUCGUUGAUAAGUCCCUUAGAGGAUUCAUCUCAUACAACCCUUCUCUUGGUCUGGACCAGUCAAACCGUGUGGUCUUUGACUCAACAUACGACAAGUCCAAAAUCAGCAUCAUCUCUGGCGGUGGCUCCGGCCACGAGCCCGCAUGGGCAGGUUAUGUCGGCAAUAACAUGCUGGCGGCCUCCGUAUCCGGAGACAUCUUUGCCAGCCCGUCUGCGAAGCAAAUUCAGUCUGCUAUUGAGCGUGUGCCCUCAGAUGUCGGCACGAUCCUUGUCAUCACCAACUACACCGGCGACUGCCUCCACUUUGGCCUCGCUGCAGAAAAGGCACGGAGUCGUGGGCACAACUGCCGCAUGAUCAUCUGCGGUGACGAUGUGUCUGUUGGAAAGGCAGGUGGUAGCCUGGUAGGACGCAGAGGUCUUGCCGGGCAGAUUGGUGUUCUCAAAGUCAUCAGUGGAGCAGCUGGCGUCAAGGCCGGCACUCUCGAUGACAUCCACAAGCUUGGUGUUUCUGUCGAGUCCGAAAUUGUGUCCAUCGCGGCCACCAUGGACCACUGCCAUGUUCCCGGGCGCACAGAGCACGCUCGUCUGGGCGCCGACGAGGUGGAGGUGGGAACCGGACCUCACAAUGAGCCCGGCUACAGCAAGGUCUCGCCCGCGCCUACUGCAGAGGGCCUGAUUGACCAGCUGCUGCGGUACUGCCUGGACCAGGAGGAUCACGACCGAGCUUAUGUCAAGUUCAACAACGACGACGAGACGAUCCUCCUUGUCAGCAAUUUCGGAGGCAUCUCCUACCUGGAAAUGGGCGCUCUUGUCGACGAGCUCCUCGAGCAGCUCGACACCAAGUGGAACAUCAGACCGUCAAGGGUGUACUCCGGCCCUCUCGAAACCUCUCUCAACGCACCUGCAUUCUCAAUCUCCUUGAUGAACAUCACAGCGGCAUCAAAGAAGUGCAGUUUCUCAGCAGAGCAAAUCUUCCAAUUCGCCGACCUCAAGACCAACACACACUGGGAGUCGAUGGCUGGCGCUCAAGCUGUCCGCCGCGACAGAAAACUUCAGUUCGUGCAGUCACCUCCUGAAGAGCCAAAGAAGAUUGAGGCCGACCGCGACGUGAGAAUGGACCCGGCAACGCUCAGGUCGAUGCUGAACAUGGCUUGCCAGGCAGUCAUUGAAGCCGAGCCUGAUCUGACAAAGUGGGACAUGGUGAUGGGUGACGGCGACUGCGGUGAAACCCUGAAAACGGGCGCUUCGCAUCUCCUUGAUGCUCUAGACAACAAGGGUAUCGCAGCCGAGGGAUCCAUCGUCUCAGUUCUUCACGAGCUAGAGGACAUUGUUGAGAGCAAGAUGGGUGGCACGCUUGGUGGUAUCCUCGGCAUUUUCUUCGUCUCGCUCAGCAACUCCGUAGAGGAGAACGCGUCGUUGGCAAAGUCGCAAGGUAUCUUGCCUCUCUGGACACUGGCGCUGACGUCCGCUCUUGCGCAUUUGAGUCAUUACACACCCGCCAAGAUCGGAGACCGGACGAUCCUGGAUGUCUUGAUCCCAUUUGUUGAUGCAAUUCGCAGCAAGGGUUUCGAGGGAGCUGUCGAGGCAGCUGUCGAGGGAGCCGAGUACACGAGGAAGACAAAGGCUAAGCUUGGUCGUGCGACGUAUGUCGCAGCGUCUGGGAAGGAUACGUCAUUCCACCCCGAUCCUGGUGCUUGGGGUGCAAUGGUUGCCAUCAAGGGCUUGCAAUCCGGCAUGGCAUGA